UUUUUUUAAAUUUUGACAGAAUGUCUAGCAAGGAAGUGAAGACUGCUCUCAAAAGUGCUAGAGAUGCCAUCAGAAAUAAAGAAUACAAAGAAGCACUGAAACAUUGCAAGACAGUGUUAAAGCAAGAGAAAAAUAACUACAAUGCCUGGGUUUUUAUCGGUGUUGCUGCAGCUGAGCUAGAACAACCUGAUCAGGCCCAGGGUGCCUAUAAGAAAGCCGCUGAGCUAGAACCAGACCAACUACUGGCGUGGCAGGGGUUAGCAAGUUUGUAUGAGAAAUGUAAUCACAUUAAUGCCAAGGACGACUUACCUGGUGUUUACCAAAAGCUCUUGGAUCUUUAUGAAAGUGUUGACAAGCAGAAAUGGUGUGAUGUCUGUAAAAAACUUGUGGAUCUGUAUUCCCAAGAAAGGAAGCACGUAGAGGUGGGCCGCACAUGGCACAAAUUGAUAAAGACCCGACAGGAAGAAGGUGCAGACAACCAAGAGCUUCAUCAGCUAUGGAGGAAACUGACUCAGUUGCUGGCAGACAGCCCCGAGGACCAGAAUAACGAGACCCAGCAACUGCUUUUAUCUGCUUUUGAGAAUGCACUGGUCUUAUCAGAUAAGAUUCCUAGUGAAGAUCACCAAGUACUGUAUACACAUUUCAUUCAGUGUUUAUCCAAAUUUCCAAAUGAGACUGCUCGGUUGACGAAGGCUUGUGAAGAAAUGAUAAGCAUCUAUCCUACUGUUCAAUAUCCAUUAGAAGUGCUUUGUCUGCAUUUAAUAGAUUCAGGAAAUCUUACAGAUGAGGGACAUCAGUAUUGUUGCAGACUGGUGGAAAUGGAUUCAAAAAGUGGUCCAGGUCUGAUUGGUCUAGGCAUUAAAGCAUUUCAAGAUAAAAGGUAUGAAGAUGCUGUUAGGAACUUAGCAGAAGGGUUAAAGGAAUGUUCGCUCUGCACAACUGGAUGGUAUCACCAGGCAAAAGCCCUCGUCAAACUGCACAGACCUAAGGAAGCUGUUCUUUCAUGCACUCAAGCUCUAAAGAACAUUGAUAGUCUCGGUGUGUCUGGUGAUCAGAAGAUCAGAGAUCAGAAGAAUCUUUGUCUGCAUGUGAAAGCCGAGGCUUUGAUUAAACUCUCCGACUUGGAAUCUUCGGAGGAAGCAAUCCGUACUCUUGAUCAGGUGUCUGACGCAAAUAAUAUUCCAGGACUUUUGGUUCUUAAGAGCUUGGCUUACUUGAACAUAGGCUCAUUAGAUGAAGCUACAAAGAUUAUGGAAGAUCUUCUCUCUUCUUACCCUGACCUAGCUGAAGUUUGUGCCCUAGAAGGUUUUUUUCAUUUUACAAGUAAGGAUUAUCUACAAGCAGAAACAUGUUUUCAGAGAGCCCUUGAGAAAAAUGCUGAAGUUGCAGAAUAUCAUUACCAACUUGGAUUAACAUAUUGGUCCAUGGGUGAAGAAACAAGAAAGGAUAAAACAAAGGCUCUUACCCACUUUCUUAAGGCUGCCAAGCUAGACCCGUACAUGGGCAAAGUUUUCUGCUAUUUAGGUCGUUACUACAGAGAUGUAGUAGGUGAUAGGAACAGAGCCCGCGGGUGCUACAGGAAAGCUUUUGAACUGGAUGACUCUGAUACUGAAGCUGGAGCUGCGGCGGUUGACUUAAGUGUAGAACUGGAAGAGAUGGAGACUGCCUUGGCCCUCCUGACAGCUGUGACCCAGAAGGCCAGCGCGGGAACCGCCAAGUGGGCCUGGCUCCGGCGCGGGCUAUACUAUUUGAAGGCUGGGCAGCAUGGUCAAGCAGUGGCUGAUUUGCAGGCAGCAUUAAGAGCAGACCCGAAGGACUUCAAUUGUUGGGAGUCACUGGGAGAAGCUUACCUCAGCAGAGGUGGUUACACAACAGCCCUGAAAUCCUUCACAAAAGCCAGCGAGCUGAACCCGGAAUCCACGUACAGUGUGUUUAAGGUUGCAGCAAUACAGCAAAUCCUUGGCAAGUACAAGGAGGCGGUCGCUCAGUACCAGCUGAUCAUUAAAAAGAAAGAGGAUUAUGUGCCUGCUUUGAAAGGCUUGGGCGAGUGCCAUCUCAUGAUGGCAAAAGCAGCUCUCGUGGAUUAUCUGGAUGGGAAAGCUGUGGACUAUGUAGAGAGAGCCCUGGAGUAUUUUACUUGGGCUCUGCAGCAUCGAGCUGAUGUGUCUUGCCUGUGGAAGCUAGUUGGGGAUGCUUGUACCAGCCUGCAUGCUGUCUCACCAGCUAAAGUGAAUGUCAGUGUUUUAGGAGUUCUAUUAGGUCAGAAAGAAGGAAAACAAGUAUUAAACAAAAAUGAACUCCUCCAUCUUGGAGGAAGGUGUUAUGGUCGUGCAUUAAAAUUAAUGUCAACAUCUAACACAUGGUGUGAUCUUGGAAUUAAUUAUUAUCGCCGAGUACAGCAUCUUGCAGAAUCAGGCAGCAGCGGGAAUGAGCUCAAUGAGUUGUUGGAGAAAUCUCUACAUUGUCUCAAAAAGGCAGUGAGGCUCGACAGUAGUAACCAUUUAUACUGGAAUGCUCUUGGUGUGGUUUCAUGUUAUAGUGGAAUUAAAAAUUAUGCCCUUGCUCAGCACUGUUUCAUCAAAUCAAUCCAGUCAGAACAAAUUAAUGCUGUCGCAUGGACCAACUUGGGAGUUUUAUAUCUUGCAAAUGAAAACAUUGAGCAAGCUCAUGAAGCUUUCAAAAUGGCUCAGUCCCUUGACCCAUCUUAUUUGAUGUGCUGGAUUGGACAGGCUCUUAUUGCAGAAACGGUUGGAAGUUAUGACACUAUGGACCUCUUCAGGCAUACUACAGAACUUAGUAUGCAUACCGAGGGAGCAAUAGGUUAUGCCUAUUGGGUCUGUACGACACUGCAGGAUAAAAGCAACAGAGAGACAGAGCUGUACCGUUACAACAUCCUCCAGAUGAAUGCUGUUCCAGCAGCGCAAGUUGUUAUGAGCAAAUAUGUUGAGAGAAUUCCGAAUUACGCUCCAGCUUUCACAAUGUUGGGUUAUUUAAGUGAGCACCUGCAGCUGAAAAAGGAGGCAGCCAGCGCAUAUCACAGGGCCAUGUUGUUGUUGCAGACUGCAGAGGACCGAGAUAUGUAUAAUGUUGCAGUAAGAAAUUAUGGCAGGCUGUUAUGUUCCAUUGGUGAAUAUGAUAAAGCUAUCCAGGCUUUUAAGUCAAUACCUCUUGAAGACUUAGAAGACAUCAUAGGCUAUGCGCUGGCUUUGUCUAUGAAGGGUCAAUAUAAAGAGAGCAGCCAAGCUUAUGAGAAAGCCUUGUCUGUUGUUGAAUCAGAGCAAGACAAAGCCCAUAUAUUGACAGCUCUGGCAAUAAUGGAGUAUAAACAAGGAAAAAUGGAUGCAGCCAAGACAUUACUAUUUAAAUGCUCUAUUUUAAAGGAACCCACCACAGAAAGCCUUCUGGCCUUGUGUGCUCUGGGAUUGGCAGCACAGGAUGCUACCCUAUCAAAAGCAGCCCUAAACGAGUUACUCAAACACAAAAAAGAGAAAGAUGAUGAGUACCAGAGAUGCCUUCUUACCUCGGCCAUCUAUGCACUGCAGGGCCGCAGAGUGGCUGUGCAGAGACAAGUAUCUAAAGCCGUCCACAGUAACCCAGCUAAUCCAGCUCUUUGGUCUCUGCUGUCCCGAGUGGUUGCUCAGUAUCCCCAACAGAAUGCAAAGGGGGGUGCUCUAGCAGGGAAUGUGGCUCAUAUUCUGGACUCAGAUCAUGGAAAGAAGGCAUUACUGUACACUGCAGUGAAUCAGUUGGCUGUAGGAAGCAGCUCAGCAGACGUUGGGAAGGGAACUGCGCUCAAGACCAUUCAGAAGGCAGCACUCCUGUCUCCAGGUGAUCCCGCUGUCUGGGCUGGGCUACUAGCAGCCUGUCAUGCUGAUGAUAAACUGGCUCUGGUAAACAGUACUCAACCAAAGAGAACGGGUCUAGCCUUGGCACUGCGGUCUGCUGUUUCUGUAUCAAUUAAAAACAAAGAAUUCCUUGAAAAUUACCACCAAGCUCUUGAAAAGUGGUCUCUUUCCCAAACUGUCACUAGUCUGAUAGACACAGGAAGAAUAUCUGAGGCCGAAGCCCUUUGCACAAAGAACUUAGUCAGUAACCCUGACCAGCCAGCUGUUAUGUUACUUUUGAGGCAAGUUCAGUGUAAAGCACUGUUGGACUCGCAGAAGCCUCUCCCCGAUGCUGUCCUUGAAGAACUGCAGAAAACAGUCCUGUUGAAUUCCACCUCUGUUCCAGCCUGGCAGUGGCUGGCACACAUAUAUCAGUCCCAAGGAAUGAUGAGCGCUGCAGAGAUGUGUUACAGGAAGAGUCUUCAAGUCGCAUCCCAGCAGGGCAGCUGGAGUGGAAAACUCUCAAGCCUGCUGAGACUCGCACUGCUUGCGUUAGAAGUGUGCAUGGCUAAUAUUUCCAGUGACCACUGGCCAUCCUUAGUUCAAGAAGCUACAACUGAGGCCUUAAAACUUUGCUUUUGUCCACUGGCUGUCCUCCUACAAGCUUUAUUACAAUUCAAUCGCAAAAUGGGUGCAAGAGAGACACGGCGUCUUUUGGAGAGAGUGGUGUAUCAGCCAGGGUACCCCAGAUCUGUUGUAUCAACCGCACGUUGGUACUUACUGAGACACUUAUAUGCCAAAAAUGACUGCGAGCUCAUUGAUGUGCUGAUAAACAAUGCCAAAACUCACGGAGAUACAAGAGCUUUGGAACUGAAUCAGAAAUUGGCCUCACAGCAAUAAUUUGUUAUUUUAUAGUAUAGCUUUAAGAAAGAAUGAAACAAGCAAUCAGACCUUUCUCUAAAGCAGCAUUUAAACAAACAAACAAACUAUAGUUAGGAUCAUCUUUUUAUUUUUUUAACUCUGAAGACAUUAAACUAGGGAUAUAAUCAAACUUUAAUCUGUAAAACAUCUUUGAUUCUUAGGAAGCCCAUGAUGAAGAAAAAAUAUGAUUUCCUUAGUUGCUCAUCAGUUAUUUACAAACUAUUUUCUCCAUCUUAUGUGGUGCACAGUAGGGUCUCUUUUUUUGUAAUGUCUUACAAUAAAGCCUUAAUUCUAUUUUCUAAAUAAUAUGCAGGAGCAGAUUAGCACAAUGCAGAAUUUCAUGAUAAAAGACUCAAAGAUUCAAUUCCUUCUGUAAGUUUUGAUGCUCAGCAUGUCAAUACAUCAUACAAUUCAUAUGUCUUUUAUUGUUCAAUCUCAGAUUCUGUUGAAGAAGCUUAAUGUAAAUGUUGUUGAGUCUUAUACUGCUAAUGGAUAUGUUUAUGUUAUUCAGAACACUCAGGUAUAUGGCUCCAUUUAAAAAAUUAAUGGAAAAAUAUCUUGGAAAUAAUGCUGACAACAUUUAAGUGAUCAUGCAACUCCUUGAAUUAUGAUGAUUUGAACUUUUUGUUUGAAGUUUAAAAAAGUGUCUUGUCUUCUUUAGAGUAUCAAUAUUGAAUAUAAAUUCUAAAUUUUAAAACUUAAUAUAUUUGAAUAUAUUUGAAGAACUCCUUGUUGCUUCCUUUGCAUUUGUGGUUUUAAAAAACAUUCAAAAAUAUUUCCAGCCACUUACAUGUAUUAUUUAUUGUACAAAACUGUGUGGUUGUAUAUUUUAUGUAUGUGUUUUUUCUAAACCACCCAUUGACUUAGUUAACAUUAUAAACAUCAGCUUUAUAAUGUUGCUUUGUGAAGUCAUGUAAAUUAAUAAUAUUCCGUAAUUAUAUAGUUCAGAAGUUAAUCUACGAGACUAACUCUACUUUGACAAGUUCCCAAAUUUGGCUGUGAUCAUCAUUCAGACUUACGCACCCGAAACUUUCAGAAUGGGGACUGGGACUCCGCCUUUUCAAGAUAUGCCUGAGAGAUUCCACUGUUUGGUCCGGGUUUUGAACUACUGGGAUAAUGUGUCCAUGAUUCUUCCCUUGACUUCUUUAACAAGACCAAGUACUUGCCAGUCUGCCCAUUUCUUUCCUGUUCUCACAACUGUCAUGCUAAAUUAGUGAUUUUGGGGAUCUGACCCAUGGAUUCAGCAGGAGAUGCUCCAUCAGACAUUGUCGGUCCAACCCUGAUGCCCUUCCCUUCCAUCUUCCUC
Messenger RNA from Sorex fumeus (smoky shrew), 6051 nucleotides. RefSeq names its product SKI3 subunit of superkiller complex (gene SKIC3). The transcript has 40 exons. NCBI's taxonomy places the organism in Eukaryota, Metazoa, Chordata, Mammalia, Eulipotyphla, Soricidae. Gene Ontology annotation, cellular component: Ski complex. The record is from RefSeq and is a predicted model, not a curated record. Bases 21 to 4724 code for a protein of 1567 amino acids. Gene Ontology annotation, molecular function: protein binding.